AUGAUGCCGGGCGAGACCCACUCGGCGGCGCCGGGGACGGCGGCGGACUUCUCGCGCUGUCAGGGCUGCGCGUCCCUGCAGCAGCUGGACUUCUCGCGGCCCUCUGAUGUCAGGAGUCUCUCUUUUUGCCGCUGUCGGAUCAUUGACUUCCUCAUAAGCCAGCACCCUAUUGCUCGUGUCCUACGGGAACAUCUGGUCUUCAAGAUUGCACCCAUGCUCAAUCCUGAUGGUGUCUACCUGGGCAAUUACAGGUGCUCUCUGAUGGGGUUCGACCUGAACCGCCACUGGCUGGAUCCCUCUCCGUGGGCCCACCCCACCCUGCAUGGGGUGAAACAGCUCAUCAUUCAGAUGUACAACGACCCCCAGAAAACAAGCCUGGAGUUUUAUAUUGACAUCCACGCCCACUCCACCAUGAUGAAUGGUUUCAUGUAUGGCAACAUCUUUGAGGAUGAAGAGCGGUUCCAGAGGCAGGCGGUUUUCCCCAAGCUCCUCUGCCAGAACGCCGAGGACUUCUCCUACUCCAGUACGUCCUUUAACCGGGAUGCUGUGAAGGCAGGAACUGGCCGUCGCUUCCUCGGCGGGCUGCUGGACCACACUUCUUAUUGCUACACCCUCGAGGUUUCCUUCUACAGCUACAUCAUCGGCGGCACCACAGCUGCUGUGCCCUACACGGAAGAAGCCUAUAUGAAGCUGGGGCGGAAUGUGGCGAGAACAUUUUUGGAUUAUUACCGGCUGAACCCCAUGGUCGAGAAAGUGGCGAUCCCCAUGCCGAGGCUGCGGAAAGGAAAACCCCCUUCCUACAAGCACCCAAUCCUGCGGGGCCCGGCCAGCAACCACCCCAACGGCAAAGGGGACAAGAAGAGUUCAGUGAACCACAAAGACCCUUCAAACUCUUUUUAAGGAUGUGGAGUCCAGGGAGGUCUUGUGGUGACAAGAGCAUGCGUUUUCUGCUGGGCCAUGAAAUUAAUCACCCUAUUCUAGUUUCCAAGAUAAUGACUGUGAGAAAACGUAUAAGCUAGUGAAAGGGAAGGAGAAAGAAUGAGAAAUUUCAUCACUGAUUUUCCUUUUUACCAUUUGAAAAUCAAUUGUGAGCCUUCAGCUUAAGGCUCAGGAGGAACAAAAUAGAAGACCCAGACCAGAUGAGUACAGAUGCUAAUUUCCACAAGGCAGAGAGCCUCACAGGAAGAGAAAAACCCCACAUCCCUUCUCUAGUCAGUGCUUUCCAGGCCCUUCACUGUUCUAAGUGGUGCAGUUACUACAGAUGGCUGCCUUUUAGGCCACGGUUGUUAACUGUUUUAGAAAUGCAGUGUCCAUAUUUGCUGACCCAAAACAAUACCAUCAACGCAUACAAAACAAAAGACAAAUGCACCUUUGGUAACAACGGGUCAGAAUUUUUGAGGUCACGAUGGUCUUAGACAUACAGUCACUUUAUCUAUGAGCUGCAUGCUGCCUGACUGCCCUAAAGCCCAGCAUGCAACUUCAGAGAACUGCCCUGAGAGCUAUGUCCCAAUGACCCAGGUAGUUUCAUUGCAACUUUAGCUCCUAAAACAAAAAGUAUUAACUGCACCUUCCAGAAGGUCUCUCUCAUGGUUAAGAUCUCUAGAUCCUAGGAUCUGAGAUCAAAACUGACCACUGAAGAAGAAGAUAUGAAAAAUCUGCCAUGGAGGGGAGGAGGCUGACUGCCAGAUACAGAAGAUGCAAAAGAUAAAAGGAUGCACCCCAAGGCAGGUGGGGUUGAUAAAGUAAAACAACAACAGUGGCAAUUCCCAAGGCAGGGCGAGCUCAGUAUUGUGCAUUUUUCUACAGAGUAAAGUGCCUUUGCAUGAUGAAUGGGUCCAGGGGAGUCCGCUCACUUCCUGUCUGUGAAGCAGCAGGCUGAGUCACCAUGACAGCCUGCUAAUUAAAAUGACCUCCUGGAAAUGAGGAUUAGGAGAUAGGGAGAGGAAGGGAGGCUCCAGGGAGAUAGGGCCUUUAGCACAAAGCUUCAGUUUAGCAUUCUUUUGCUUUGGAUUGGAGAUUUUCAAAGUAUGUUAAAAAUUGAGAGCAAAGCUUAUUCUCCCUUUGCUUAUUGCUUUUCAGAAAUGAUUAAAAAAAAAAAAACCCAUAUGUUAGUUGGCUACAAAUGUUGUGUUGUAUAUACAGCUUCUCCCCUCGGUU
Messenger RNA from Odocoileus virginianus texanus, 2157 nucleotides. The record is from RefSeq and is a predicted model, not a curated record. NCBI's taxonomy places the organism in Eukaryota, Metazoa, Chordata, Mammalia, Artiodactyla, Cervidae.